This is a messenger RNA of Phymastichus coffea, 6732 nucleotides long. It is a transcript of the gene POSH, whose product is annotated as E3 ubiquitin-protein ligase SH3RF1. Bases 238 to 2979 code for a protein of 913 amino acids. The transcript is spliced from 14 exons. Lineage: Eukaryota; Metazoa; Arthropoda; Insecta; Hymenoptera; Eulophidae. Gene Ontology annotation, molecular function: metal ion binding; protein binding. The record is from RefSeq and is a predicted model, not a curated record.
CGCGAUAAGAGACAUGUAAACAAAUUUCUCUUUUGAGUAUUAAGACUCUACGAAGUGGUGGUCUGUUGCAUUUGUAGUUUGCAGUUACGAAUGUUGAGAAUUUUAAAAGUGAUUCACCGAGGCUAUGUCAGGUGCUUGCUAGGUGAAUGGCUUUAGUCAGUGCAGUACGAUAACCUUUGAAGCAGGCACCUUUCAUUAACUAUGGCUUUUAAUUCGGAAUAGAGAAUCACCAUAGCUAUGGAUGAAUGUAUGCUUAAUGAUUUGCUAGAAUGUUCAGUGUGCUUGGAAAGAUUAGAUACAUCAAGUAAAGUCCUACCAUGCCAACAUACCUUUUGUAAGAAGUGCUUGGAAGAAAUUAUAAUCACGCACAGGGAAUUGCGUUGUCCUGAAUGUCGGAUUCUGGUCAGUGUCAAAGUCGAAGAUCUGCCGCCUAAUGUUCUUCUCAUGAGGAUAUUGGAGGGCAUGAAAAAUGCUACUCCAAAGGGUAACAAAACACCUCAAAGGACCAUUAAUACUCCUCAAAGGUUACUUGGUGGACAUCAAAUUACUCCAAACAGUUUGAGUGUCAGUCCAAACUUACCAGUAGCAAUAGUCACACCUGAAUCAGCACAACAGAUUAAUGUAGCUGCUAAGCAAGUCCAUCUUCACAAUCGACCUUAUGGUCGUGCCAUUUACGACUAUAUUUCCAAGGUUCCAGGUGAUCUAAGCUUUCGAAAAGGUGACAUAAUUAUUUUAAGGAAAAAGAUUGAUAAUAAUUGGUAUUUUGGAGAAUGCGGAACUAACCAUGGUGUCUUUCCUUUAUCGUAUGUUCAAGUAAUGACUCCUUUACCUCCACAUGUUCCUCAAUGUAAAGCUCUCUAUGACUUUAGAAUGUCAAAUGAUGAUGAAGAUGGGUGUCUCACUUUCAAUAAGGGAGAAAUUAUUAGUGUCAUCAGAAGGGUUGAUGAGAAUUGGGCAGAAGGUAAACUUCUUGACAGGAUUGGUAUUUUUCCGCUAGCUUUUGUCGAGCUCAAUAGUGUUGCUAGAGCUUUGAUGAAAUUGUCCACAAAUGUUCAACCUGGUCCAUCAAGAGUUGCACCACCCACACCUACAAAUGAAGAGACCAUUCCGUUAAUACCCACAGACCAUACUCACACAGUUCAAACAUCAAAUCAACUAAGGCAACAACCAACACCGACAGUAUCGCUACCAACAACCGAGUCGAAUGUUUCUUCAGGCGGAAGUUCUACGACAACCUCGUCACCAGUAAUCACAAGUCCAAGUUCAAGUAGUUCGAGCACGACACCGAGUAGCCCGAGUAGUCCUGCCAUGUCACCACCCGCGGUAGCUAAUCGACAUAGUACGAAAAGGCACAGUUUCACGGGAGUCAACAACUUUCAUCAACCUCAACCGCAACAUCGACACAGUGCUGAAAUUCUUAGUGCUGCGGUUGAUGCCGCACUUGCUGGGGGCGAAGCUAUGACUAAUGAUCCGACUUUUACUUCGAGUCAAACAAUUGGAAGUGCAGGUGAUGUUAACCCACGCCAUAAGCGUAGUGGUAGCAGUGAUUUGGUGCUCGGUCAAUCGUCUUCAAUGACCAGUAGUGCACCUGCUGGAUCUGUGGCAGCGUCAGCAGUAUCGGCCUCAGGAAUAUCGACAGCAAAUGGAAGCAGCAAUUUACCCGCGAGUUAUAUCGCUUUGUAUCCAUAUAAACCACAGAAAGGUGACGAAUUGGAGUUGAGGAAAGGAGCCAUUUAUGUUGUGACAGAAAGGUGUCAGGAUGGUUGGUUCAAGGGCACUUCGAAUCGUACACAGAAAUGCGGUGUGUUUCCUGGAAAUUAUGUCGCACCUGCCAAAUGUCAGCGAACGAUCUCCCGAUCUCCAAGUGCAGUACCCUCGCCAAGUACCGCGUCGAGCCAAGUGUCCGGUGCCGAAGCCCGACCGACAAUCACUUACACUAAAGUCAAAGGUGCCACACCACAGUCACAAUUUAAAUUACCACCUCCUGAACUGCCACCUCGAGCCUUGAGUCCCGCGCCAACCAGCACUUGGGGUCCGUGGAGUAAUCAAAGACAACAGCAACAACAAAACAAGACCCAAAGUCCGCCCAGAUUGUCUGAACAAACUGGUUCGACUGCUGCCGUUGCUGCUGUAGCUGUUGCUGUUGCGAAGAAUCAUGAUAGUUUACCUUUGGCAACUAUGAAUUCUCCCGGUAAACUCGCAUUACCCUCAUUAACAACUGCCACUACUUCACCUUUGGCUGCCACAACUUCUACCAGUAGUUCUAAUAAAAGUCCUAUCAAUACACCGCAUACGGCGUCAGCAUCUGCAAGUUUAUCUACCCCAGCUAUGAAACCAAAGUCUGUGGAAGAUAAAUUUCAGAAGAUCAAAGAUAAGAAGGAAAAAAUGUCGCUAAUGCAGCGUCUGGCAAGCAUAAAGAAAUCAAAAUCGCCUCCGCCGUCGACUUAUUCAAUGGACAAUCCAGUAUUUGAUGACGGAAAUACAAGUCAAUCUUCAUCAAUCAAUCCAAUUCACGUCCGAUCAGGCUCGUGCCCAAGCCAAUUACUGCAGGUAGGAGCUGCGCAGGAACUAAACAUUUCCACGAAUAGCCACCAUCGCAUGCACCCUGUUCACGGAUACGGCACUACUUCACAGCGUGUCAAACACAAGGAGAGACCCUCCUUACCAGCUACUUUUCUUCAAAGGUCCACAGAUGCUGGUGGCGCUGAUACAUUGAAUAGUAUUCAUCGUAAAAGUCAUUCGUUAGAUGCUGGAAGAGCAAAGCAAGUGAAACAACAGUCUUCAACAAGGGACCGUGAACGAGUGUACAGAUUCCGUUGUAUCGUACCCUACCCACCAAACAGCGAAUUCGAAUUAGAGUUACGCGUAGGUGAUAUAAUCUACGUCCAUAAAAAGCGCGAAGAUGGUUGGUACAAAGGUACGCAACAACGUACUGGACGCACGGGACUUUUUCCUGCGAGCUUCGUUGAGGCUUUCUGAGAUCCAAGGAGCUCUGCGUCCUUACUUCUCGAAACCUGUAUAUAGAGGCGUUGGUUCUUCGAAUGAUUCAGUUGAGUAUGUAUAUUGGUGAUUUAUUUUUUUAACGUGUUUUCUGCACGAAAAAUACAGUUAUAAAAAAAGAAUUCAAGAUGUUUCUGUUUAGUAGAUUGUUUUGUAAAUUUUAAAUAGUACAAACUCGUGUGAAUAAAUGUAAACUAUAAAAAGUGAUAAUAAUUUUGAAAAAUCACCAAUACCAAUACCAACCAUUUAAUUUGAAAUGUAAAUAACACGGUCAUCGUCUAAUUCUGAUAUGGGAAGCGUGUCAAACUAGGAUUACGAAGUGAUAAUUAAACUAAAAUUUUUCAACCAAUACUAGAUAUUUAAACAAAAUGUUGAAAAACUGGAUUUUAGAAAGAAUUUUAAUUUUUACCAGUCAAAAAAUUAGUGAUUCACGUGAUAAUUAAGUUUGACGGAAAAAAGAGAUGAGAGAACAGUUGAUCAGACGCGUAUUACACAUUGAAAGCUUAUAUUUACAUGUAUGUACAUAGAGGCAUAGCUAAUCUUGGCUGUUGAUUAACGCAUAGUAGAUUUAGAUGAUAGAUGGUUUAAGCAAUAAGUAUUAAAAUGUAAUAUAGUAUUAAAGUUGAAUAUGUUCGCACUUCAAUUUUUAUGAUAAUUAAUAAACUUAGACUUCUUGUGUAUUUUCACUACAUAUGUUAAGUUAGAUAUAGAAGCUUUUGAAUUUUUUUUAUACGGUAGAAUUAGUAGACUUCAUUAUGAUUUGUUUAGCAUUACAGUAAAGGUUUUCGAGCUAUUAAAAAAUGUUACUAUUGUAAAGUAAAUUCCUAUCUUCUUAUGUUAUAGAAUGAUCAAUAAUUUCAUAAUGUGUUAAUAUAGUUUAAUAAGUUGAUCAAUCCUUGAAGGAAUAAUUUUACUUAUUCUAUCUUCGUAUUUAGUGUAAAUACAUUAAACAUUUAUGGUGGCAAUGCGCUCUGAUCGACUUUAAAGUAUCGUCUCGGCAAAAGCCAAAGUGUGUAUAUUAUACAGGUAGAAUAGAACAUUUAUACUUGACAAUUUUUCACGCCGCAAAACGAGAACAACGUGUAACGAAAAAAAGAGGAGACAGAGAGUAAUGUGAUAUGCGCAAAGAAUUUUAGCGAAUUGUAAUCGUUGCGAGCUUCGCCGGACGACUUUAAAUAUAGAAAAAGAAAAUAAACUGCCAUGAAUACGUAUACUGAAGUAGACAUGACUGCUGAUAAUCGUAUUUAGUAGUAUCAUUAUCGAUGAAUUGAAUUAUAAUCUUAAGUGUUAAAUUUUGUGCAAUGAUUGGACUGCCAUUUGAUAUGUUACGUUUUUUGGCAUUGAUAUAAAAAAGCGGGGAAAGCAAGUCUCAGAGAAACUGAUUGGUUCUUUUUUGACUAUGUCAUAUUGCAUAACGUUUAAGAAAAUUGGUAAAACCAUGUAGAUUUUGUAUCAAUUUUUAUUGAAUAUUAACAAUAAUUUACUAUUUUCAUAGUAUUUGGUCUUUUUAUAAUAACUUUUUUCAGUGUACAUUUGCUAAUAAUAGCACUGAUAUUGCUUUAAGUUUCGUAAAUCUACAUAUAUGUAUUAUACUUACACUGAGCAUCGAAAUAAUAUUGAUCACAAGAUAUAGUCGUGCUUCCAGUGUUCACUCGUCAGUAUUUCGUAGUAUACUUGUGUUUCACGUGCCAGCGCCUUAUUAACUUGGAAUCUUGAAUGUUAUAUACUGAAUAAUUUAUUCAUUGUCAUUUGAAAAAUGCACUUUAAUAAUUACUAAAAUUAUAUUUACACAACGUACAUGAAUUGAUCAAAACCACUUACAAAUCGAUGCUCAAGCAAAUGAUUAAAGAAAUAAGAAAAAACAUUUAUUAGACAUUAAAUUGAUAGCUAUUGCCAAAAUCAGUGUUAUCGGUAUUUUUAUUAUAAUGUUUAAUUUUGAAUUAUUAAGUUGAUCGGCCAUCGUAGUGUUGAUAAUUUUUAUUUAUUAUUAUUAAUGAUUGAAAUACAACUUUUAUUGUUUUAAUUUUAUUACACAUGAAUAAACUAAAGCGGUAUGCCAUUGUAAAUUAUAUAAUGAAUGAUUACAAAGUUUACUUGUAAAAAUUGGACCUUAUAACUAUUAUUUAUUGUAAAAAAGCAUUUGAAAUGAAAUUUGUACGGAUAUAAAAUAUCUCAUAGUUUAAUCUCUCCGUAACAUAUUGUGUGAAAUUGUUGUUAUCGAUUUUUUGUACGUGUAUUUGGUGUUGCAACACGCACAUGUUCAGAAGAAGUGGCGUCACGUAUAUGGAUUUUGGAAGAUAAAUAAAUUCUUUCGUACAUAAAGUAAUAGAGUGCAUACAUUUUAUGUACUUAAAUAAUCAAUCUAUUGAAAUAAAUUAAACUCAAUUUUGAUACUCUGAAUGUCAUUUAAUGUUAGUCUUCUAUUUAGUCAAUUUUCAUUGUCUCUUAUUAUUAAAAUGCGUGUGUGUUGAUUGACUAUGAAUUAAUAGGUGUGGUUUUAUACGUUGACAAAUUCCAAGAGAAUAUGCCGUCAGAAACUUCAUUCGCGUUAUAAUUCAGGAAAUGGCUUUUCAGAUCAACAUAAUUUCAAACGAAAAUAGAUUUCCAUUUGGAUGAGGAAACAAUCUGUAUGCCAUUUCAAUUUUGUAAAAAAUUAUAUGAAAGAUCAACGAUUGAUAAAUGGAUGCAGUUUAUAAAAAUUUUUUAUAAUUAACUGGUGCCCAUUCACGCGGAAAGUGUAGCAUAUAUAAUUUUGCUGGUGUAAGAAGUGCACAUUAUAUUGUCAAUAUAAAUUACAAUCAACUGCAAAAAGAUACACAAAACAACGUUAUCCAUAUCAAAUUCUCCCUCAUUCGCCGAUGUGUACUGCCUCAAAUACGUCCGUUGAAAGAUACUACUUUACUUAGUACUAACCGUAUCAGAUUCGUGAAUGUUUGUAUAAAAAGAUGUAACAAAAAAAAACAGGAAAAACAUUAGUUUUUAAGUAACGUAUUAUUAGUAAUGAAACAAAAGAUUGAACAUAAUUUGAAAAAAUAUGCGAUAAACGGAAGUGAAAUGUAUCGCAAAAUUGUAGCUUUAAAUUUAUAAUAAAUGUAACAUGUAAGUAUAGACACGACGACCAAGAUAGUCAAGAGAGGAACAAAAUAAAAUGAUAACUUCGUGUAACUUUUAUUUCAACGCUUCGAUCUGGUGUUGAGUCCACCCGUUAGCAAUAAAGCAAGUACCUUCGAUUUUCGUAUGUACAUAAGCGCGACAGAAAUGUUUAAGCACAACCUGCCAUAGGUGGUCGAAAAGACGCGAAAAAGAAAACCGACACAUCUAUAACAUAGACGCAGACACAGUCACACGACAAACAGUUGUAACCUACCACUUUAAUUUAUUAUCAGUAUUUAUAACUUUUAGAUUUCAAGGGUAAAACAAAUAUACUACGAUUUGCUUUACACGAUUGAUAUAUAUACAAAUGUAUAUGUAUGUAUCUCAAACAUAUAUUUUUCCGUUCCAUUUCGAAGUCGAAAUACAAAUGAUUGAUUAAACAAAAAUUUAGGUAGACUGCGAAAUUCGUAAGUUUUCGAUUGGGAUUUUUUUCAAGAUUAAUCGACUAUCAGUAAUGAUGUCUUAGCUAUAUGCUACUACGCGAAAUGUGCAAGAGUUUACAAGUGCUCUCGACGUCAUUUUCACGAUACAAAUUGUAGACUUGUCUAAUACCUAACUGAUUAGUAUCCAUAAUAAAUG